Molecule: messenger RNA, 5710 nt
Organism: Mytilus trossulus (common blue mussel)
Lineage: Eukaryota; Metazoa; Mollusca; Bivalvia; Mytilida; Mytilidae
Product: kinesin-like protein KIF2A
Exons: 21
Coding region: 117-2168 (683 amino acids)
Biological process (GO): microtubule-based movement
Molecular function (GO): ATP binding; microtubule binding; microtubule motor activity
Source: RefSeq, a predicted model, not a curated record
CAAAAGAAUGCGCAUGCGUACAUGCCUUUCAAAUUUUUUAACGGAUGACCUGAAAAAUAUGAAGUUUUGAUUUAAUUUAAAAUCUAUCUUGGAUAAUAUAUGAGCGUGAACUAGCCAUGGAUGAAAUGGGGAAAUUGAAAGUCGGUGUUAAUGUCGACAUACAAAGGACUGACGGAAGAAUACAUUCAGCAGUUAUAAGUGGAACUAAUCCAGAGUCUAAGAGUGUCACUGUAGAAUGGUUUGAGAAAGGAGAGACAAAAGGAAAAGAAAUUGAGAUAGAAGCUAUAUUUCUACUGAAUCCAGAUUUAGUCUCUGCCCCUGCACCUACAGGGAGGGAAAGCAAAUCAUCUAAGGGGUCGAAACCAGAUGGUGAUGGGCCAACAAAUAGACAACUUAAUGUGGUAAAGAAAGCUGCUGCUCCAUCAUCAGCCAAGUCAAGACUGAGUUAUCAAGCACAACAACAGCCAGUAUCUAAUGGACACCCAGUAAAUAAACAACAACAACCAGAUACAGAUCCAAAAGGGGCUGCAGCUCGUAGAAAAUCCAACUGUGUAAAAGCUGUUGAAGGUAUACAGAAGAAAAGAGAUGAACGAAGAGCUAACCAGGAAGCAGCUCGUCUCAAAAAUGAACGAGAUUAUGACAUGUCAGAUCCUAAUUGGGAGUUUUUGGCUAUGAUUAAGGAAUAUCGAGCUGGACUUGAUAUCCGACCCUUAACUUCUACUGAUCCUAUUGUUAACCACCAGAUUUGUGUCUGUGUCAGAAAAAGGCCAUUGAAUAAAAAAGAGCUUUCGAAGAAGGAUAUAGAUGUAUUAACAUUACCCAACAAAGAAAAUGUCCUAGUACACGAACCUAAAACAAAAGUAGACUUAACCAAGUUCUUAGAAAACCAAACAUUUAGAUUUGAUUAUGCCUUUGAUGAGAAUGCUACAAAUGAUAUGGUAUACAGAUUUACUGCCAAACCAUUAGUGGAGAGUAUAUUUGAAGGUGGAAUGUCAACAUGUUUUGCUUAUGGACAAACUGGGAGUGGGAAAACACAUACUAUGGGUGGAGAUUUUUCAACGAAAGGACAGCAGGACUGUUCCAAGGGUAUAUACUGUUUAGCUGCUAGAGAUGUGUUCAAACUUUACCAUUCCAAGUAUAAGAAAUCAGAUCUGACAGUACAUUCAAGUUUCUUUGAGAUUUAUAGUGGCAAAGUGUUCGAUUUAUUGAAUAAGAAAUUAAAAUUACGAGUAUUAGAAGAUGCCAAAGCCCAAGUUCAAGUGGUCGGACUUAAGGAAGAGGCUAUAGACAGUGUAGAAGAUGUUCUACGACUUAUACAACAUGGUAAUAAUGUACGGACAUCAGGACAGACGUCAGCCAAUCAACAUUCUUCUAGAUCACAUGCAGUAUUCCAGAUCUUUGUACGGAAAAGGAGUAAUGGUAGAUUGCAUGGGAAAUUUUCUUUGAUAGAUUUAGCAGGUAAUGAACGAGGUGCUGAUACAUCAAGUUCUGACAGACAGACAAGGAUGGAAGGGGCAGAAAUCAACAAAAGUUUGUUAGCAUUAAAGGAAUGUAUAAGAAAAUUGAGUCAGAAAGGAGCUCAUCAACCCUUCAGAGCUAGUAAGCUAACUCAGGUCCUUAGGGAUUCAUUUAUUGGAGAGAAUUCAAGGACAUGUAUGAUUGCUAUGGUAUCACCAGGAAUGAGUUGUUGUGAACAUACAUUAAACACACUACGCUAUGCUGAUAGAGUAAAAGAACUUGGUCCAGGAGGGCCAGUAGAGGGGAAACCAGCUGAAGUAGCUUUACCCAACAACUAUAACCUUGGACCAAUGUCUCCUCAAAACAGUGAUCUGGUCUUACUGAGAACCACAAAUCAAGAAGAGGUUACUGAUGAUAUGUUGACAUUCCAUGAAGCUGUAAAUCAUAUGCAGGAACUAGAGGAGGACAUUAUAGACGAUCAUAAAACACUAAUAGAGAGUACCCAAAAGUGGACGACAGAAGAUAAAAAACUUGCAAAAAUGACAGAUGAUGUGGAUUAUGACGUUGAAGCUUAUGCAAAACAAUUAGAUACAUUAUUAGCAAGAAAGAUACAGGCUCUUACACAGUUACGAGAAAAGGUAGCAGGUUUUAGAAAAGAAAUACAAGAAGAGGAAAAUCUAAGUAAAAACAUGAAAGCUAAGAAGAAAUGAACAAUCUGCUAAAGGACCAGUCAUUAUGCAAUCUGUCAUCUUACUCAGUAUUCCUAAUGAUACAGCGCCAUCAUGUGAUCAGUCACAUGUCAUCAAACUGUCAAAUCAUGUGAUGAUUGAGAGAGAGGGAGAAAGAGAGGUUGUUCAUCUGUGAUACUUUAAGCUUAUUUUGUAGUCAAAUACAAUCAUCUAGAUUGGUACAAUUUUUCUGCUAUAACACACAAUAUUGUAUCACAAUCAUAUGUUGUAGUAUAAGUAAAGAUCAUUCUUAAGGUAUAGUGUCAAAUAAGUAUGCUUAAGUUCUGAAGAAAGAUCAACAGUUUCAUCUGGAAUAAUAUAAAACUGUUAUAAUCUUAUAUUUUUACAAGAAGUCACAAGAUCUAUUGCUGCAAAAUCUUCUUACUAAAUGGAGUUCAUGAUUUACUAUGUAAAUGUAUACAUUGUCAUAUUAGGAUUUAUUUAUUGUGUAUAUCUCAAGACUGUCACAUAAUCUUGAUAUUUAUAUUACAUUAUUUUUUAGAUUUUAUUUGAAUGUUAGAUCUAUGCAUUUAUUUUAUAUGUUCUGUCUCUGUUAAGUUUCAGGUAGAGCUUGUAUUCUCUUUUUCAGUAUUUAUGAUCUAUUUUUGUAACCAAAUAUUUAUUGUGUCACACACUUACAUUUAAUGUCCAAGACAAAACUUGACUAUCUGUUCACACAGUACAAUAUCAGUAUUGCAGCAAACUUUUCUUGCCAUAAAUCUGAGGUUUCUGCUCAGGUUUUGAGUGCUUGUUGUAAUGACUAGAUAGAAGAACACAAUCGAAACCAUUUUUUUUUCUUCAUUAUUAUGCAUCACAAUAAUAUCAAAUAUUAUUUUUGUUUUGACAAUAAGGGCUUAUAUAAAUGUCUUCAUGUGCGAUACCUCAAUUAGAUAACACCAGAAAAUUCAAGGCAGAAUUUGUAAAAACAUUUGAUGUAAUUUGUAUUCAUGAAGCUUGUAAAUGAUCCCUAUAGCUAGUCAGAACAUCUGUUUAAAUGUUUUCUGUAAUGUUAAAAUAAAUUACAAACUCUUCGUUUUGACAUUUUACUGAGCAAACAUUGUCCUAUGAACAUCCCGGAUUUUAAUUUGGAGAUUUAUACAACUUUAUGAUUUCUUCUUAUUUCAAGGAGCCCCAAAAAUGUUAAUAUUUCGUGGGAGUGCCACUAUUAAUGAUGUAAAAUUAUUUCUUGGGGAUGCGACUAUUAAGGAUUUAAAAUUAUCUAAUGGGGACGCAACUAUUAAGGAUUUAAGAUAUUUGCAUAUUAAAUGUAUAUAUUCAGUGAUAAGGAUGUAUAUAUUGUAUUAUUUUGUACAGAGAGUCCAUAUAGAGUAAUGUAAUCAGCAUGGCUACUGUCGUUGUCUUGAAAUGCUAUAGAUUUACACAAUAAUAUGUGAUUUUAAAGUUGCUUCAUUAUUCAUUAAGUUAUGGUCCUUGUCAGUACAAAAUUCAUCUGUAUGUACUCGUUUCAAAUCAGAGCAAAUUGAAAAUCAUAUCUACAUGUUGAUUCCAUUUAUAUUUUCAAUUUGGUUGUUGCCCUUUGUGAUAUUUAAAACUAUAUAUAGUAUGAAUUCUGUUUGUUUUGUUUAUAAUAAUCAUACUGACUUCAUUAGAAUUCAUUCAUUCAUUGGGGAGUAUAUUUCUGGAAAGGUAUUUAUUAUAACAUAUUCAAUAUACUGUAAUAAUAUAUCAAGCGGUUCAAAUUAAGAGUAUUUUGUUGAUAAAGGGAAGGUGAAUAUUGAAUAUCCUUUUCAUAGCUUUCACAUCCUAUUGAAUACAGACAAAAAAACAUCGUCAUUCAUUUGAGACUGAACACUCCAUGUUAUAGAAUUGCACUCCUACUGUUCCAGAAAUACACUCCCAAUUAUAAUUGCUUGUUAAAUCUUUCCUUGUUUUUGUUUACCUAAUUUAAACCAUAGAUACCAAUAACCAACCACAUUUCUGUAUAUAUUUUUUGUGAGCUUUAAAAGUUGUCCCAUCUACAAUUUAACUUAUCCUGUAAGUAAUGGUCAGUGUUCUCAUUAUAGAACGACGACCUUUUUCUUUGGACAAGUGUCAAAACCAACAUCUUUAGGUAUUGUAUAAAAUUGAUUUACAUACUGAAACAACUUAAUUAAAUAUUCAUUUCUACUGGUAAUAUGUUUAUAACAUUAAAAAGAUAUAAAAUUAUGUACUUUUCUCAUAAAGGGGCAUUAACUACCAGUUUGACAAAAAUUUAAGAUACUUUUCUUUUUGUUUCAACUAUUAUUAAAUGCUGUAAAGCUAUUAAACAUGUUAUAUUUAUGUUUGUAUUGGGUUGUAUGACCACCAGAAAAGAUGACCAUGAGAAAUGAUUUAAAUUGUUAAUUAGAUGGUGUCUAGGCUUAAAUACCCACACAAAUAUUAUACCUAAAUGAUUCCUGUUAACAUAUUUAUGGUAUGAUAUGAUUGAAUGUCAUUUGCUCUUUUUCCAUUGUUUUUAUUACAUUUAACUUAUUUUAUAUACAUUUUUUUAGUAGCAAAGUUGUCAUAGAUUCAGUACAUCUAACAGUGAACCCAUUAUUUUAAGUUCCAUGUUAAUUCAGUAUAUGUUUGAGUAGGCCAGGUUCAUCUAUUUUAUGUUAUAUACUAUUUCAUCCUGUAAUCAGUUUUAAGGAAUUAAGGAAGAAUUGAAAUUCAUUCUUGUCCAGACUAAUUAUUCAAGGUGAUCUGAUAAACAUGGAGCUUCUCUCAUUUAACUUAUUAGAUCUAAAUGCUUGUAUGUUUUGCAGUAUAUAAGAUGUUCCAUUAAGAACAGUUCUUGUCUUUCAGUCUUUGUAUUUUGUGAUUAGAUGAUAAGCUUUACUGCCACCUUUUAUUUUGACAGUAAAAUGAUUUUUGUUUAGAUGGCUGUGUACCAUGCAGUACCAUAAACUCACAAACAUAAAUUGUAAUGACAAUUUGUCCGUCCAUAUUUUAUAGAUUUUGGUACUGGAUGAAUGCUCAAUGAACAAAACUGAUAAAAGAUCAAAGUUUGCAAUAUUUCUAAAUAAGUUUUAUUUCCAGUUGUGUCAAUGCUGGUAUGCAAAUUAAAAUGAUAUGACCAAUUGAGUAGGGCAUUAUUAUGCACUCUUAUUCCAGAAUUUAUUGUUUACUCCACACAACUUGUAUAUGUGUGUCAAUAUAAAUGAGAUUUAUUUAUAGAAUUGAACACAUGCAUCUCAGACUUUAUAUCGAUUUCUGUACUAUAUGAUCUUUAAAACUCCCCACCCCAGUAUUUCUUUUUUUUUUAUUAAAUAUUAAUAGCAUGAAAAAGAAAUGGUACUAAGAAAGAAUGCUGCAAAGAUUUUAGAUUUUUGUUUAAAUAUUUGGCAUGAACCAAUAUGUAACAUACAAAAAGGGACUUGUUUGGUUUCUAUGUAAAGCCAGCUGUUGAUGUUUUUGAGGAAAGUUAUGAUAUUGAAGAAGUGUAUUGCUGUCAUUAUAAUAAUGCAAUAAUUCUGAUUUUGUUUGUCAGGAAUUAUUAUUUCUUGCUUCUGUCACGAGACAAUACAACAUACUUGUUGAAA